UGUCAGCUGUGCCCAUGACGGUGUAUCGUUGCCUUAGUCAACGGAUCGUUUGAACCCAAAGAACCGAAGAGUUCUGCGGAAGCGCUGAUGGAAACCACCAGAAAUUAACAAACGAUUUAUUGCAAGCUGGCGCCGCGCCGAGUCCGACACAGCACACACGCGGGUGUGAACAUGUGUCUGCUGAUGCUGACCUUCUCGGGCGCGGCGGCCAUGAUGGAGGAGCUGCCGCUGACGCCCGACCAGCUGGACCCGCUGCUGCCGGCGGCGGCGGGACGGCACGGACCGAGGUCUUCCGAAAACUCCGCCGGACCCAUCCUCAUCAAGGACCAGGGAGUGAUGCCUCUUCACAAGUACGACAUGGUAUUAACCUUCUAUCUGACUGUGUUGAAUAAUGGUCACGGCCCAUUGGAGCUAAGAGCAAACAUGAAGCAAUGUUGCCAGCAUUUCUCCGUGCAGGAUGCUGAGUGUGAGUCGAUGCUGCUCAUAGGAGGCUACAUGGGAAUCCUGUCACCCGGCCACACGACCAACAUCACCCUGCUCUUCCCCAACCUGUACAUCUACAACCGGGUGGGCGAGUGUGAGAUCACCAUCCGCUACAACGACCACUCGUUCCAGCACACGGUGCACUUCAACACCUCGGUCAGCCGUUACGGUCCCGUCUCGGCCGUCACGGAAGACUACUAUUCACCGUACGACGUCAGCACGUGCGUCUCGGUUGACCAGGACCCGCUGAACGGCUGCUCUGCCGUCAACUGCUUCCACAAGUACAACGGUCACCGCAACUACUUCAACCCGAGCAAGCUGCGCUGUACGCCCGUGCCCCGCUGCGACUCGACCAAGCCUCAGAGCCCUGGCUCCCUGCCCACCAUGGCGUACGUUCCGGAGAGUAACCAGUGCCGCCAGCUCAUGUCGGCCCUCACCGAGGAGGACCUCCAGUUCUUCCACGACGCGGCCAAGGGGGAGGUGCUCCGCUACGACAAGAACCGACCCCAGAAUGUGGAAUGCCACCACGGCCGGCUGGACGACGAGCUAUGGUGCGUCUGCGACAAGGGGUGGAUGUCCUCGCCCCUGGACCGGGCUUCCUUCCAGCCGUCCUCCUCCGUCUACCACAUGUGCAACAUCAAGGUGGUGAAGCCGUCAGACGAAGCGGCGCAGAACAGGGCCGCCUCCAACUGGCUCUUCACGCUCGCCAUCGGCUCCGUGAUCGUGGGCCUGCUGUGCAUAGCGCUGACGCUCUACUGCGUCCAGUGGUGGAUGGACCACCGGCACCGACGUGCCGAGUCCCGGCCGGCCUCCGAGGAGCUCGUGCCCCUGGCGGCGGCCGGCCGAAGCUCGCUGUCCGGGUCGGACGACUCGCUGGCCUCCGACCUUUCGCAGCGGCGGCCGACGGGGUUCGCGCCCCGCGGCAGUGUCGCCAAGAGCGUGCGCAUCGCGUCUCAGCCAACCGUGUACGGCCGAGCGGGGAGUGUGCACAGCUCGGAGCUCACGGCCACCGACACAGAGUAG
Pollicipes pollicipes is the source of this 1506-nucleotide messenger RNA. RefSeq lists its product as uncharacterized. NCBI's taxonomy places the organism in Eukaryota, Metazoa, Arthropoda, Thecostraca, Pollicipedomorpha, Pollicipedidae. The transcript is spliced from 10 exons. The coding region runs from base 172 to 1506 and encodes 444 amino acids. The record is from RefSeq and is a predicted model, not a curated record.